AUGUCCUCUCCACCAGACACACCGACUCACCGUCCUCUAUCCUCGCACCGUCGACACCCCGACAGCCUGGACAUGUCCCACAACAACGCUUCCAGGCGCCAAUCCUUCAACCGACGCUCUUCCGGCUACUCGCCCAUAACCCCGCGCUCGUCGCACGACUUUGACGACGCCUCUGCACACAACUUUGACGGCGCCAUAGACGGCAAUGGCCUCGGAAACCUGGCCGACGAGCUGGGCGAGAUAUGGGACGACGAUGACGACGCCAUAGACGGCGACUACGGUGACGACAUAGACGAGUCGCACGGCGACCUCGCCGCCAUCGGCACCGCCAUCGAGCACGACGGCUCCUAUGGCGUCGACAGCGUAGCCAGUCUCAACGGUGUGCGUGAUAGUGGUGUGGCCAUGCAAGACUCUCCUCCCACUGGCCUCAGCCCUGCCUCGGCUGCAAAGUUAAAAAAGCACAACAGGCAACGAUCGCUGUACGACGGCUCCGACUAUGGUGACGACUCCGACCUGGACAACGAGGGCAUAUCACCGGCGCUCGAGUCGAGAAUGGCAGCUAUUGAAAGCCUAGCACGGCGGGGCAUGGAAGAGAAUGGCAGCCCGUCAGACGAGGUGGUCAAGCGAGUGACGGAGCAACUGCGAGACUUGGGCAGCCAGAUUGCCAUAGAGAACGGAUCCACACGGCUUAAAACGGCUCACGAUGCUCUCACAACGCACCUAACUCACCAGUCCCGUACCCUAACAUCUCUAGCCGCCUCCUUCUCGGGUCCACGACCCAUCCUGCCCGAUCCAGAAACCAUCGAAGAACUUUUGCCAAUCAUACAAUCAACCCUGGAUUUGCUUCCCCAUUCUUCCGCUGAGCCACUCGUUGCCCUGUCCCAUCUCACACACUCGAGCCGUGAGCUCCUGCAACAUCUCGCAAACGUAAGCGACACGCUGCACAUGUCCCGGCAAACCACCAUGAAUGCCACCCGUAGGCUCAAAGUUAGCAAAGAACAAUUACAGGACUGGAAACGCGACAAUGAACGGACAAAGGAGGCACAAGAGUACAUUGAGCAUGGAGACUGGGACCGGCGACUCAAAGAGAGGGAAGCCAAACGUGCGUGUGCAGACGUGCUGGAUGGAUUCGAGGAUGUUUGUGGACAAUGGAGAAAGAGGCUUUGCGAUGGCCUGGGCGCGACUACUGGGUAG
Molecule: messenger RNA, 1194 nt
Organism: Bipolaris zeicola 26-R-13
Lineage: Eukaryota; Fungi; Ascomycota; Dothideomycetes; Pleosporales; Pleosporaceae
Exons: 2
Coding region: 1-1194 (397 amino acids)
Source: RefSeq, a predicted model, not a curated record